AGCUGAAAACAAAUUUGGGUAUCAAUUCAUUAGAUUCAAUAACUAGACCUAAUAAAAAUGUUACUGCAGGAUUGCCUUUGUCGCCUUUGGAAUCAAUGUUGAACAAAGCUCAGUCGACACUUGAUCGGGCCAUUUCACAAGAUCAGCAAAAGAAUGAUCAGGAGGCGUUGGAUUUAUACAUCGAGGCUGUAGAAUUGUUCAUAAAAGCAAGAAAUGAAACGCAGGAUGAAUCAUUUAAGUCAGGAUUGAACAUCAAGAUCAAGCAAUUACUUGAUCGUGCUGAAGAUUUGAAAGGGCUUCCAGCCAAGCCAAGGCAAACAUUACCCGUACAGUCAGCUAGUCCUAGAAAAUUGCCUACAUUUACGUCAUUGCAUUCAAAACUUACCGCUAAAGAAAUAGAGGUUCUCAAGAAUUCUUCAUAUAUUAACGAUAAAGUUUUUCUGCCAUGGUUGGAAAUUGAUCUACAAGAAAAGUUUGAAUAUGACGAACCUUUCAUAGACCCGGACGGGACGCUGCCCCUAUCCAAUUAUCAAAUGGCCAAUUUCGAUUCUUGGAAACGCCCCUCUGAAUUUAUGGAUAAACCAAAGAUGAUUGCAAUGAUCUCUAGCGAAACCAUUCGACAG
This is a messenger RNA of Acaulospora morrowiae, 623 nucleotides long. NCBI's taxonomy places the organism in Eukaryota, Fungi, Glomeromycota, Glomeromycetes, Diversisporales, Acaulosporaceae. The record is from the annotation of a GenBank genome assembly.